This is a messenger RNA of Gadus chalcogrammus (walleye pollock), 2283 nucleotides long. RefSeq lists its product as uncharacterized. Lineage: Eukaryota; Metazoa; Chordata; Actinopteri; Gadiformes; Gadidae. Gene Ontology annotation, molecular function: nucleic acid binding. The transcript has 2 exons. Gene Ontology annotation, biological process: DNA integration. Bases 82 to 711 code for a protein of 209 amino acids. The record is from RefSeq and is a predicted model, not a curated record.
UUAUGGACAGCCCUAAUCCAGCCGUUUGGGUGUCCAGAACGAAUUCUGACCGACCAAGGGGGCGCCUUCGAGUCGGCAUUGAUGCGUCAACUCUGCGAGUUGUAUGGCUGUACAAAAAGUCGUACCACCCCGUAUCACCCCCAAGGGAACGGGGCAUGUGAGCGGUUCAACCAAACAAUUCUGGGAUUGCUGAGCUCGCUGGAUCCCACAGACCACCCGCGAUGGCAUCACAAACUUCCAGCCCUGAUACAAGUUUAUAAUAACUCUGUCCAUGCAAGCACAGGGAUGACACCCCACUUUGUUCUGUUUGGACGCCAUGCCAGACUACCGAUCGACAUGAUCCAUGGAGUGACCCCGCCCCAGCGGCGAGGUGACCUCGAAGAAUGGGUCCACCAGCACCAUAAUACCCUGAUGGACGCUUACGCCCGAGUGCAGCGAAACGUCUCCCGCCGGCAGGCGUGGGACCAGAAACGAUCGACCCCGGCCAGAACAGCCCGUCUACCUCAUUCGUCCGGAAGGGGAAGAAGGGCCCACUCGCACUUUGCAUCGGAACAACCUCCGCCCAUGCCCAGCAGGAGUGCUGGGCAGCCCGCAGGUACAAGAGGAAGGCCCACCUGGGGCCAAUGUGGAUGUCCCGCCCCAGUUCAAUCUUCCCAGUUUCCUAGUGCCCCCGUGCCCCUCCCGUCCAGCCGUCACUGGUGUCUCGCCUAGGGCAGUACACCCCACGCUACCCCCCGGUCGUUUUUCCCCUAUACAAUCCACCUCCAUUCCCAUAGGUCCUCCAAGGCCUUCCUUAAGCAUCCCCACAAUGAUGCCUCCUCACCCCCCUACUGCCCGACCCUUUGAGUUGGGGACCCAAGGUAGGACCACUGGGGGGGGACCAGGGUUAGUAAGUGAUAGGAAUGUUGUUAACAAUGAUUCGUUGUUGAUUAAUGAUAGGAAUGUUGUUAAUUAUGAUCCGCUGUUGGUUGAUGAUGAGGAUGUUGUGUUAAAUGAUGAGGUAUCCGUGUCCACUGAUUCGGAAGCGGACCAGCACACAAUGGGGCCUCGUCGCUCCCAGCGAAGCAACUUUGGGGUACGACCUACACGCUAUACUUGAUUCACCAGGUCGGGCGACCAUGGUUAAAGAGGGGGGGAGUGUCGCGGAAGGCGACUAAAGGGGGGAACAGUAUAUUAACUAAAAAGACUGCUUUUCCCCCCCCAGAUCCCGAACAAUAGACUCUGGCUAGAGCCGAUAUUCCCUGCCCCUAGGGGCACUGUGGGUUGGGGUGUACGUUGUGUUUUCAGUGUUUCCUGUACACAGAAGAAGAGACCAGGAAAUAAAAGGGGCGAAAACAUGGAGUUCAGGGCGCUCCUCAGCCCGAGGACACAAGGAUUUAUGCCUGGACGCCGACAACCCGGACCGCUCAUCACUACCCGCUACCUCCGGAGGACUACGCGACCAGACUUUGCAAGCCAGGAAGGACCUUUCGACCCUACAACGCCUGCGAGUCCCGUCAGAAAGGGACGUACUCUAGCGUAAGCGUGAGUGAGUCGGAUUCCGUAACGUCUGAUCACCCUGACGCAUCGUUUUGUCUGUUCUGUCUAGAGGAUCUGGUGCAGGUCUUCUGGUCCGCUCCGGCCUCCGUGACCAGCGAGGGACGGCGUCGGCGGACGGAUCUCCACUCUACAUCCUAGAGCACUGUUUAUUUGGUUUGCUCUGUUUUUCCAACUCGCCGGUUGAGGGACUGGUCUGGCGCGAGUUGGAACGAACGAUUUUAUACUCUUUUACUGUUUUGUCUGUUAUAGGGAUAUUUUAUCAACAAGUCUGUCUUCCUUGUAUGGGAUCCCUAUAAACCAGGGGGUGGCUACGGCAGGCCCUGGUGGAUACCAGGCUGAAUCGUUCAGCGAGCCCUUCCUUCUGUGUUCUUGAGGUUGGUCCCCCUCACGUGUGUUCAACGUGUGCUGUGUGUAGCGUUCAGCGUUCAGUGUGCAGUGUGCAGUGUGUAGUGUGCAGUGUGUAGCGUUCAGCGUGUGCAGUGUGCAGAGUUCAACGUUUGCUGUGUCUAUAGGCUUGCAGUGAGGGCAGGGUGUGCAACGUGUGCGGUGUCGAGGUUGGCUCAUGAAGGUAUGGUUACGGUUAUCCAGAGUACCAGCCUACCCCCUGGCUUUCUCUCUCCCAUAUUAAGUGAUAGGUAGAUUUGACUUGCUUGUGCUCUAUGUUUUAUGAAAUUGUAUUAAUAAAGCAUUUCUGUUAAUAAUUGAUCCAUCGACUGCUGUUGUGGUAUUUGGGGGAAUCCUUAG